AUGUCUUCAACUUUGCGGGAUAAGAAAGCAUUUACGCUUCUUGGUCGUUAUGAUACAUGCCUUUAUGCUAAUGGAAGCUUAUCUAAGAUUACAAUUAAUGCGGGUGCUUAUGGUAGCUUGAGCUGUGGUUGUCAUAUGGUUGAUGGUUUAUUAGAGGAUUUUAGGAAAAAUUCUAAUAGCAGUCACUGGAUUCAUAUGGUACACGAUUCUUCGGAGCGUAAUGUUAUGGAAUUUGAUUCGAGUUCUAGAUUGCAUCAUUAUACAUUGGAAUGGGGAGAUUGUGUGUCAGCGUGA
Arabis nemorensis is the source of this 294-nucleotide messenger RNA. The record is from the annotation of a GenBank genome assembly. Lineage: Eukaryota; Viridiplantae; Streptophyta; Magnoliopsida; Brassicales; Brassicaceae.